Messenger RNA from Rhodofomes roseus, 2661 nucleotides. RefSeq lists its product as uncharacterized. Gene Ontology annotation, cellular component: nucleus. Gene Ontology annotation, biological process: cleavage in ITS2 between 5.8S rRNA and LSU-rRNA of tricistronic rRNA transcript (SSU-rRNA, 5.8S rRNA, LSU-rRNA). The transcript has 4 exons. Lineage: Eukaryota; Fungi; Basidiomycota; Agaricomycetes; Polyporales; Fomitopsidaceae. The coding region runs from base 112 to 2526 and encodes 804 amino acids. Gene Ontology annotation, molecular function: polynucleotide 5'-hydroxyl-kinase activity. The record is from RefSeq and is a predicted model, not a curated record.
CUUUAACCGUGACGCGCUCAAGGACCCGCCACUUCCACUCAGUAUACGCGACCGUCGGAUUCAUACAAGACGAAUAGCAACAUAGAUCCUUGGUCAAGGUCUACUAUAACCAUGCUCAGCGCUGUCGCAGCCCGAAAAGCGCGUCUCGAGGGAAAGCAGGUUACAGUCCAGGCCGCACCACCUCCAAAGCGAGCCGCCGUCUCCGCUGAAUCUCCAAAACCUACCACACCUCCAUCGAAACGCAAGCCCAGCGAAAGCUCAACCAAGCCUGCUAAGAAGAAACGAAAAAAGCAGCAGAAGCCCGUGCAGGAUGCCGCAGAACGCUACUUUGCCGAGGAUGCAUUCAAGAUGCAGCAGGAUGUCAUAGUUGUGGGCGACUCCAGCGAAUCAGAGGAUGACUUCGUCGAUGCUCAGUUCGCGGAAGAAAUGGGUGCCGCAACAGCAGGACCGAGCGGCAGCAUGUCUACGGGCCCACCGAUCAAGUCCCGGAGGCGUCGAGCAUGGUCUCCAAGUGCUCCUCUGCGCGAUUCCUCGGACGAAGAGGAUGACGAUAGUAUCGACGACGACGUUGCCGCUAUACCCACACACCCUGUCGUCGCCCCCGUGGCGGGACCGUCAAGGACGAUGCCUAAGGUACUCUCGACGUUCCAGCCCGUCCUGGGCCAAAACAUGUUCUACCUCACCCCAGAGGAAGCAAAGACACUCGACUUACAGUCGUCGCAAAGCGACGACAUCGGCACCCUGAUCGUACUGCAUGCCUCGGACACUCUUGCUCUCCUAGGCACUUACUGCUUGACUGUCCUGCAAGGCGCUGUAUCCCUCACGGGCAGCAUCGUAUCUGCAUCGCAUACGUGCCACCUGAUAUUCGCUCCGCGCUCGUCGCCCAUCCCUGUGAUCAGGAGCGUUGCGGCCAACCUCAGCCAUCGGACUAUAGAACUUCCUGAUCGUAUUCGACCAGCGGUUGGUUCCGGCGCUGCAGUAGUAUUGCUACAAGAACUACAGACGGGUGUGGAGCGGCUAGGUCUCGUGUGCCGCACUUUCGAGGGUGUAUUUUCCCCAUCACGGUUUCAAAGCAAGAUGUCCACCAUUGAUCUGAAUCUUCGCGGUGUCUACAUGCUCCGGACUGAGACGUCUGAUGCCUCGCCAUUCAUUAUGCCACCAUCAUGGGAGGCAGCUGCAUCUUCCAUGGUCGCCCAUGCUGCAAACCCGCACGAGAUGAGCUAUUCGAGGUCCGUGUACCUCGUCAAGGGCCCUCGGAACACCGGGAAGAGCACCUUCGCGAAGGUACUGCUGAACGCACUUUUGACAAGAUAUCGCCGCGUCGCGUUCCUAGAAUGCGACUUGGGCCAGUCUGAAUUCACUCCGGCGGGAAUGGUGGCGUUGAACAUCCUAGAUGCCCCUGUAUUCGGGCCGGCGUUCACACACCCGGGCCUCCCUUAUGCGUCACAUUUUGUCGGAGCAACGUCACCAAAGUCAUCACCAUCCUAUUACCUCGAAUGCGUUUCAGCUCUCAUACAGUCAUAUAACCUCGAUGUCCAGCACGGCGCCCUCCUGAACGACUACGACGAAAAGGGUGUAGACCACGAUAAGAUUACGGACACAAUACCACUCGUCGUAAACACCAUGGGCUGGACGCGCGGGCUCGGCUCCGAUUUAUCGCUCAAAAUCGAAGAGGCAGUCGAACCAUCCCAGAUUUUUGAGCUCGAGGCGCCCCAGGGCGAUGAUGGAUACGCGACAAAUCCACCCUUCGACGGUACACCGUCGCGGAUCCGCGCCCCUUUAUUGGCACAUGGCCCUGACGGCGACGACAGAAUACGUCGGCUGGAAGCCGUCCCUCCGUCCGCCGCGUCCAACUUCUUCACUGCUGCCGAUCACCGCACUUUGUCCGUCCUCUCAUACUUUCACGCCACGUUCAUUUUACCUUCUUCUGACGCCACGGUGGCGACGGCGACUUCGGCAUCUAGCUGCGUCGCACGAACGUGGGACGUCACACUUCCACUGUGCGCCCAGCUGCCAUACGAGGUGGACUGCCAAGCCGCGUUUGACCAGGUCGUACUUAUCGGCGCUGGCAUGGAGGAUGUGGUACCCUCCGAACUCGUUCACGUGCUCAACGGGGCGAUAGUCGGUUUGGUGCAGUGCGAGGCCGGAACCAUGGACGACCUAACAAGCGACACAGAGUUGUCUGUCCCCGGUCUGCCUUACACACAAGGGAGCCCGCCUCCACCGUCGUUCUCUUCGAAAUGCUGCGGGCUCGCUCUCGUGCGGGGCAUCUCUCAGUCCGCGACAGGCACGUUGAUGCACAUCAUCACGCCCGUCCCGUCAGAACAGCUCGCAAACGUUCGCGUCCUGAUCAAAGGCGAGCUGGAACUGCCCGUGUGGGGGAUGCUUGACUUCCGGAACACGCAAGGCGACGUCGCUGGCGUCGAGCGAGACAACGUGCCCUUCCUGCGCUGGGGCAAGAGCGAGGGCGUAGGCGCGGAACGAAGAAGAGUGCGGAGGAAUCUCAUGCGGAGAGGGCAGAUGUAGGUAUCAUACAGCGAUAGUGUCCGCCAGCUCGAGGGCAAGUGUCCUGUCCGCCUCACGAAGCAAUGCUCAUUCGAACGCGAUCACCAUGUCUGGCCCCUUCGUUUGGAGCCAUCGUCGCCAGAUUUUUCGAUAUGC